UCGCCGGAGUUCAGCUCCUGUCAGAUGUAUGACGUCAAUUACACCCGGCUGGUGCGUCAGCUGACGUCAGUGACGGCGCGGGACAACUCGUCCGGCCCGGCCCCGCUCCCCACCCCGUGGCCGGUGACCCCGUGUCGGCACGGGUGGCGCCACGAGCCGGAGAGGGGGGUGACGCUGAUGGCCAAGUUUGAGCUGGUCUGCGAGAACAGUCAGCUGACAUCUGCCCUGGUGGCCGGGGUCGGAGCAGGGGCCGCCGUCGGACAGCUCGUGGUCUUUUCCUGUAGGAACAGGGUGAGUCGCCGCUGGGCGUUCCUGUUCUCCCUCCUGUUCUAUCUGACCACGGGAGCCGUCUCCGUGACCUGCCAGAGACCCCUCUGCCUGCUGCUGACCGCACCCGCAGUGGCAGCUGCCGCCGGAGCUCUGGCGUACAACCAGCUCAGUCUAGUGCUGGAGCUGACGCCCGCCUCGUCUCACCACCUGGGUCACGUGACCGAGCGUCUGGUGACCUCUGGUGCGGUGGUGCUGCUGUCCGGAGUGGUGACCCUGACUCGACAGUGGAGCACGGCAGUACUGGCGGUGGUGCUGCCCUGCGCGGUGUUUCUGCUUUACUGGUGCGUGAUGCCUGAGUCGCCGGUGUGGCUGGUGAGCCGGGGUUACUGGUCAGAGGUGCACCGGCUUCUGGAGCGGAUGGCACGGGUUAACGGACAGCCCACGGACGCCGGCUACCUCACCGAACAGCUGCAGGUAAUCACUGACAGACUCGGGGAAGAGGGAAGACUGCUGUCUUCACUGACCUACCACCAGGCGGCAGCAGAGUCGCUGUCGCGCUGGCCGGGCGCUCGCCGGCCGCUGCUGCUGCUGGCAGCUGCCCAGCUGCUGGCCUGUCCGCUGGCCUGGGCAGCUGCGCGGGUAGCGGGCAGACGCAGCUGCCUGCUGGUCAGCCUGGGUCUCAGCGCGGCCGUCUGCGGUCUGGCUGCCUCGCUCCAGAGACGCGUGACGUCAAAUCUCACUCUAGACGCGCUGACGUUCACACUGGCCUUGCUGAGCGAGAUCAGCCUGCUGCUGCUGCUGCUGACCGGCUGCCGGCUGCUGCCCUCGCUGCUGUCCAGCCACGGCCUGCUGCUGCUGCGCUCAGCGCAACUGCUGGGCUACACCGCACUCCCGGCCCUAAACCUCCUGAUGCCGGAGUGGCGGCUGGCGACGCUGGCUGGCCUGCACGGUUUGGGAGCUGGAGCUGCACUGCUGCUGCCCGAGACCCUGCACCAGCCCCGACCCCGACUCCCGAGCGAGAGUCACAGCAUCCGCCGCUCACCCACCGUUUGA
This is a messenger RNA of Amphibalanus amphitrite, 1323 nucleotides long. Its product is annotated as beta-alanine transporter-like. Gene Ontology annotation, molecular function: carbohydrate:proton symporter activity. Bases 25 to 1323 code for a protein of 432 amino acids. Gene Ontology annotation, cellular component: membrane. The transcript is spliced from 9 exons. The record is from RefSeq and is a predicted model, not a curated record. NCBI's taxonomy places the organism in Eukaryota, Metazoa, Arthropoda, Thecostraca, Balanomorpha, Balanidae. Gene Ontology annotation, biological process: carbohydrate transport; transmembrane transport.